Merops nubicus (carmine bee-eater) is the source of this 609-nucleotide messenger RNA. It is a transcript of the gene IFFO1, whose product is annotated as intermediate filament family orphan 1. NCBI's taxonomy places the organism in Eukaryota, Metazoa, Chordata, Aves, Coraciiformes, Meropidae. The annotation marks the transcript as partial. The transcript has 5 exons. The record is from RefSeq and is a predicted model, not a curated record.
GUGCCAGCCCCGGUGGGGCGGAAGCGGGAGCGCAAGCAGGUCAGCGACGAGGACACCUCGCUGUCGGAGAGCGACGCCCCCCGAAAGCCUGAGGAUGAAGAGGAGGACGAGACCACGGCCAUGAGCAUCAAUGAGGAGAUGCAGAGGAUGCUGAACCAGCUGAGGGAAUAUGACUUUGAGGAUGACUGUGACAGCCUCACGUGGGAGGAGACAGAAGAAACGCUGCUCCUUUGGGAGGACUUCUCUGGAUACGCCAUUGCAGCUGCAGAGGUGCAGGGGGAGCAGGAUGACAGCCUGGAGAAGGUGAUCAAGGACACAGAGUCGCUGUUCAAGAGCCGUGAGAAGGAGUACCAGGAAACCAUCGACCAAAUAGAGCUGGAGCUGGCCACGGCCAAGAACGACAUGAACCGGCACCUGCACGAGUACAUGGAAAUGUGCAGCAUGAAGCGAGGCCUGGACGUGCAGAUGGAAACUUGCCGGCGGCUCAUCACCCAGUCUNNNNGCAGAAAGUCUCCUGCCUUCACCCCAGCUUCCAACAGUGAGUCGGCCCCAAAUGAGGAGAGCGAGGAGUCUGACCGCGACCCCCCCAGCGACGCCUCCAUCAGAUAA